Molecule: messenger RNA, 3954 nt
Organism: Dichomitus squalens LYAD-421 SS1
Lineage: Eukaryota; Fungi; Basidiomycota; Agaricomycetes; Polyporales; Polyporaceae
Exons: 7
Coding region: 1-3954 (1317 amino acids)
Biological process (GO): phosphorelay signal transduction system
Source: RefSeq, a predicted model, not a curated record
AUGUCUGGCCCGAGGUUACCUUCAGUCCGUCUUCCGGCAAUUGUCGCAGGGUCAUCGGGAGACGAGGAGGAGGCCGUCGUCGUAGAGCUGCCUUCUUCCAGCAGGUUUGGCAUCGCGUGGCCCGUCGAACUCACGCCUCCCCUUCCUGUCCCCGCGGAGCGUCCGGUUGGCGUCUCGCUUAGCUCGUCGGAAGGCGAGACUGACAUCUCCGAGGAGGAACCCAGCGCACCGACGAGGCGUUCACGGCGCACCGAGGAGUACGUUGAAUCCGAGUAUGUCACGCCGACGAAUCACCUUCACGCAGACCGGGACCCCAUGGAGCAGGCAGGGCAACCGACCACCGUGCCCCGAAUAUCGAGGGCAUUCUCCAUGCCUCUCCCCUCCCAACUCGGGCCAUUUCAGAACCCCCGGCGGGUUUCCUCUUCCCCAGACUCGCCUCCCGGGGCUGACCCCUCUGAGGAGCCUGUUCAUUUGCAGGAGCUGUCUUUGGAGCUGGCAGACUCUGUGCAACUGGUCAUUCAAACGCUUCUGCAGCUAUCACCUCCACAGGUUUUGGAUCCAGCCAAGGAGCAGUUCUCGGCGUGUUCCCUAUCUAUCCCCACACCUUCGGUCUCCGCCAUGUUCACGUCCAUGAAGAACCUCAACUAUAUGUCGGCCAACAUGUCAACAUUCUGCGCGGAAGGCUCCUCGCUCUCUCCGGCUCCCGUACCUGGCCGAUCUAGGUCCGACACAGGGACGAACAACCACGUCGACUUCGACGUCGGAGAGAUGCUACAGAGCGUGGGGGAUGUUCUCAGCGGUAUAGCCGCGCAGGCAGGGGUGGAUCUGGUUUUGUUCCAUGAUGAUCUAGCCAUGCGACACGUUGCAGUGAAGGGUGACGAGAGUGGAUUAUCCUACACUCUAUCCCAUAUCCUUCGACAGGUCAUCAGCGUCGCGAAGCGAGGGGACAGCAUAGACAUCGGGCUCUUCAUUGAGUCGGCGAUGGCUACUGGUCGGUCUCCGUCACCUGGCGAGAUGCAGAGGUCUGGAUCACCACAAUUGGGUUCGGACGAACCGCUUCGUUGUUCCUUCCGUAUCACGCACAGGUUCUCGAGCCAAGGACCGCAAACAGCUUCUACUCCUGAAGCUGGCGACAUCGCUGGGGAAUCCAUGCCAUCCUCUCCCCUCCCUACCCGAGGCCACCCCUCCUUUCAGACUCUGAUCCUUCGUCGCUUACUUCACCACAUGGAUGCAGUCCUACAGUCUGACAUGCCGUCGAAGGGGACAUUCGCGGGGCGUUGCUGCACUCUAAGCAUUACCCUUGACCGUGGCUCUCCUUCGGUCGUUGACCCCACUGUUCACUUAUCACCUGAAGAUGCUACCUACCUCGGCUACCCUGUUGAAAUGCGGAUAGCUUCUGAGCCGACUCUGAAUCAAUUAACGCAAUUUGCGGAAAACCUCAGAGGUCGCAAGGUCACCCUUUUCGCUCAUUCGAAGGGCUCCUUCGCACAGCACCUAACGAGCUACCUCACUUCCUGGGGUCUGGACGUCAGUCAUGUAUCAACGGAACCUGAGGCCGAUCCCGUUCCAGAGGUUAGUGAGAAACCCGCCGAGGAGGAUCUUUCCGCACCGCGCGAGGGGGCUGUUCCCGCUGGUACUCCUGACCAGCCUCCCGCUGCAGUGCCCUCGCCUCCUGGAUCACAAGCAGCUGGUGAACCGAUCAUCCUCAUCGAUGACGACGUCAACGCUCUGCGGGCUAGGCUGCAAAAAAUCCGCGCGGAACAGGCUUAUCCUCUCAACCUUCACGCUCGCAAACGCCCAUCACUUGCAAACAAUCAUAGGCCGCGCUCGUCGCCUCAGGUGGCGCGAGUAAUGGGUUUCACUGCGGCCUCCGCCCAGCUCCCGCAGGCGACGCCGCCCGUUGUCAUCGUGCACUACACGUCGCUGGCGAACUUCAAGUUGGUUAAGGACGCUAUUCAGUCCAUGAUGUCCCCUGGUAAUAUGUGGACUCGCCUGCCAGAAGUUAUCGUCGUUCCUAAACCCGCUGGACCACGCCGUAUCUUGACCGCGUUGCAUACGGCGGUCACGAAGCCUAUCGUUGACCCGUUCUUCGCACCCAUCGCCACUUCUCCCGUCAGUCCUGGCUUCCAUCCUCUGUCACCACUCUGGUCUGCGAACAGCGCACAGCGGUCCCCGGGUGGACGAUCUACUGCAAGUUGGCGCACUACUUCCGAUCGAUCGGCGAAGUCACCGAAAGAGGGAGCCGACACCGCUAGUUAUCCUCCUUCGUCUCCUUUGGGCAUCUCGGACAACAUGGAGUACUUCUCUGACGCGGCAUCGGCCACGAAGCUCGGAUCGUCUCCCUCGUCAGGGCUGGUUAUCCAAAGUCCAGACGGCUCACCGGCCGGCAUCUUCUUUCAUCCCAAGGCGAAGGGAGAGCCUGUGUCACGGUCCCGUGGGCAGUCCUUCCGUCGUAUCUCGGACGGCGACGACGGCAGGAAGGGCCCUUCCUCCUCCCAAGUAGAUAGCCAGCGGCGCGGCUCACGGUCGUCCUACACUCAGGAUAAGCCUCUUUCUUUGGAGGUGCCUCAUGAUGCAGGCACCCCCACGACGUCGUCAAAAGGCAAAUCACGGCAGCCGUCGACAACGGAAAUCGUGUCGACUGAGCCGGAGAGUGGUCCCAUCCCUCCCGAGCCUGCGUUGCCUGCCGCGCCGAAAAUACCGAGAAGAUCAAGCCAGGAUCCCCGUCAUAGUCCUCCCUUGUCACCACAGGCACCUCGAACGCCGGUUGGUCCUACGACGACCCGACGACCCGCUAAGCGACCUACUGCGGAGACUUCAGCUUCCGCGCCUACUGUGAUCCCAAAGAAAGGUGCUCGUAAUGGGGAGCCAAACAUCGUGCCGCCCAUAAGUGUCCUCAUUGUGGAUGAUAACCCCAUCAAUCAAACGAUUCUGUCGACGUUUAUGAAGAAGAAAAAGAUCAAGUACGAUGUCGCCAAGAACGGAGAGGAAGCCGUCCAGAAGUGGCAUUCGGGUGGCUUCCAUCUCAUCUUGAUGGAUAUACAGAUGCCCGUCAUGGACGGUAUACAGGCCACCAAGGAGAUUCGGAGAUUGGAAAAAGUGAACGGCGUGGGAGGUUUCCCGUCUACCCCUCAGUCGGAAGGUCAGCAGACGCCUUCAGAAGCCUCGACUGCCUCAGACUCCAGGUCUACGAUCACACCAUCGUAUCGUUCAUCGGUGAUUAUCGUCGCGCUCACCGCGUCGUCGCUGCAAAGUGACCGUGUCGCCGCUCUUGCAGCUGGGUGCAAUGACUUCCUCACGAAGCCCGUCUCGCUUCACUGGCUGAAUAACAAGAUUAUCGAAUGGGGUUCUAUUAAGGCGCUGCAGAUGUGGGCUGACAUCCGGCCUGAAGUGGUGAGGAGCAUAACGACUGGACAGGUGGCCCAGGCCCGGGAUGUGGCGAGCAAGCUUCACGUUCCGGAGGGACGGGCCACCCCAGUCGCGCCGCGAAGUCGGUCCCCGUCGACGUUGCAGAAGCCACUAUAUCUGGACGCCGCGAAGGCAGCCGCUACUACGCUUUCCAAGGCAGACAGAGCUCCAGCCGCUGGUGCCCUUUCCGAUGGUCAUAGGUCGUCAGAAACGUCACCGGAGCCGCCCUCUAGGGCUGGAUCGGCCGAUACCGCAGCUCCUAUCUCCAUUCGACGACGUGACGCAAUUCCCCAUGUAUCGUCGUCAGACCUUGUCCAGAGUCCUCCUUCACAAGGAGAUGCGACUCCCUUGGCGCCAGAGCCUCCUGCCGCGGAAUCGUCGGCUGAUGGGGCUGCUGGGAACAUGCCCGAAAGCCCAGCGGCAUCCGAUCCCCCUCCUCCGACUGCCCCUGACGAUCGGCCUAGUGAGAAGGACGCUCCCGCCCUUUCCGAUAACGCUGCCCCCGAUAACGACCACGAUCGACCGCCGCCGGCGGACCCGCAAUGA